AGAGUGAUCCAGUCUUGCGUCGGAAUCCGGACUGAGCAGCAGCCAACGAAACUGCGCAUCGCGCACCGGGCCCACGUGAUUUCCAGUACGAUUUCUACCCGUCGUGAUAUAUCGUGAUCGAGCUAGCUCUCUGCAGUCGCUCUCUUACAGGGUUUGUGAUCUGUGGUCAGUGUAAGAGUGUGGUCGACCCACUCACUAAAAGGGUACCCAAAAGUGGUUGUCUCCAAGACAGGAGAGAAGGGGUUAUUUUCGGUUACGUAACAGACGUCUCGAACGAAAGGGAAAACGGAUCUAGAACGACGAACCGCUGCCAACUGGGUGUCCUCCAAGUUUCCUUUGGAGCUCUAGAAGCAACGAUUUCUCCCUGCUGCCGGACUAGACCUUAAAGAUGAAUCGAUUCGGAGCAAUUUGCUUUGCAGUGCUGCUAGGUUUCGUAGCCUUCCUCUGCCAAAUAACAGAAGCGACGUUGCAACCGAAGGCUCCAAAUUUCCAGUAUUUCGAAAGACCCAAAUACCGAUACCCAUACUACGACGAAAAUGGACGAGGAAAGUUGCUGUACGGUUAUGGGGGACCUGAAUUGUACCAGUACAAGAGCUACUCGCCGUUGGAUGGAAUUCACUAAAUAAUUCGAAAACAAAUAUAACUUAAGCCUAGAUUAACAUAAAAAACUCCCAUUGUAAAUAAAAACGCAUUAGAUCUAACGAAGCUAGUUUAGAAAAUAAAAUCCGAUGAUCGCCCCGAGCGAUCAUCAACGGCCGGAGAGCAGCAAUUUCAAAAGACUACCAGUAGAAACAUUAGAUUUUUUUUUUUCUUGUUUUCGCAACCAGUCAGAGUAACUAAACCUAGUGUGUGGAAUGGAAAUGAUAUUUAAUAAAUCCUUAGCAUUUUUUUU
Messenger RNA from Uranotaenia lowii, 892 nucleotides. RefSeq lists its product as uncharacterized. Bases 389 to 622 code for a protein of 77 amino acids. The record is from RefSeq and is a predicted model, not a curated record. The transcript has 3 exons. Lineage: Eukaryota; Metazoa; Arthropoda; Insecta; Diptera; Culicidae.